ACACAAAAGGUGAGGAAACCCUAAUCAAAAUUCCGUUUCGUGAUCAUCUUCGAUUCAGUAUGAUUUCUUUAGUUUAAAUUUGAUAACACAACGACCUCAUUUAUUAAUGCUGAUCUUGAUAGGGCUUCCAGUCGAUAUCAAAUUGAGAUGGCAACUGCGGUAGAUGAAGUCGGAGAACCGAUUCCGACAUCGGCGGUGCUGAUGUCAGCGUCGAAGCAUAUCGCUGGUAAAUGCAGAGGCCAAAAUAUCGCCUUUUUGAAGUGCAAAAAAGACGAUCCUAACCCUGAGAAAUGCCUUGAUAAAGGCAAUCAAGUCACCCGUUGCGUUCUUUCACCGCUUAGGUACACAUUGUUGAUGGCUCAUCUCAACAACCGGAGUAUGAAUACGACGCAGUUCGACUUGAACUGGAAAUGUUCAGUCCUGAAAUUGCUGAAAAACCAUAUGUAGUUGCAUACAACAAAAUGGAUCUCCCUGAUGCAUAUGAAAAAUGGGAAUCAUUCCGGAAACACCUUCAGUCGCGUGGGAUUGUACCUUUUUGCAUCAGUGCAAUAAAUAGACAAGGGACUAGAGAAUUAAUUACUGCUGCUUAUGAGCUUAUACGCCAACAAGUUGAAGAUAAAAAAGAAGAUAGUUGGAGAGAUCCGGUGCAUUUUAGUCAUGUGGCUGAAAUGGUGAAAAAGCAACGAACGACUCCCAUAAAUGAAUUUGAGAUCUCUCAUGAUAGUAGCUCCAAUACAUGGCAUAUUGAAGGCGCGGGUUUGCAACGGUUUGUUCAAAUGACUAAUUGGAGAUAUAUGGAUUCUGAUAGAAGGUUUCAGCAUGUGCUAGAGGCAUGUGGUGUUAACAAGUCGUUAGUUAAGCGUGGUGUGAAGGAAGGUGACACAGUCAUCAUUGGUGAGAUGGAGAUGGUAUGGCAUAAUUCUCCGAACAGUUCUGGCCCUAACAGGAAGAUCUCAACAGAUUCUGUGAAGUGGGCUGAUUGGAAACAAUAAACCAUAUUAUUCUAGUCAAAGAAAGGUGCUGGUUAUUUUAUGAAGUGGAUGACAUAUGUUGGAGUUACAGUAAGUACUGGAUAUAUACGCCUCAUUGGGCCGGAUAAUGUGACAAACAGCCGUAGACGGUUGGGCUAGAAUGUCGGAUCCGAAUCUCAUCAUAUCAUAUGGAACCCCAAGUUGGAACUCAACAGUUUUUCCUAAUUUUUACAAUUUCAAAUUAUUUUUAUGUUGUAAAACAUGGGAUAUUUGAUUGCAAUAAUUUUUACGCAUUUGUUUAGGUAGUCAAAUUAAUUCCUGAGGUGUUUUAGGCUCGACUUGCCUGAUUUAUAUUUAUCCUAUAAAGAGAGAUGUAUGUAAUUGUUGAACAUUAGAUAUUUCAUCAAUUUUCUUUCAGGGUGCUUUUACAGGUGU
This is a messenger RNA of Helianthus annuus (common sunflower), 1406 nucleotides long. RefSeq names its product GTP-binding protein OBGC, chloroplastic. Gene Ontology annotation, molecular function: GTP binding; GTPase activity. Gene Ontology annotation, cellular component: mitochondrion. NCBI's taxonomy places the organism in Eukaryota, Viridiplantae, Streptophyta, Magnoliopsida, Asterales, Asteraceae. The coding region runs from base 411 to 992 and encodes 193 amino acids. The transcript has 6 exons. The record is from RefSeq and is a predicted model, not a curated record.